Molecule: messenger RNA, 1263 nt
Organism: Penicillium expansum
Lineage: Eukaryota; Fungi; Ascomycota; Eurotiomycetes; Eurotiales; Aspergillaceae
Exons: 1
Coding region: 1-1263 (420 amino acids)
Source: RefSeq, a predicted model, not a curated record
AUGUCCUCCCGUCUACGUGAAAUUUCUGAAGAUUCUGCGGCUUCCCACGAUACCGAAUUGUCCACAGAUGCUCGUUUGGACAGAGCUACAGAAGAAAUGUUGGCAGUUACAGAGGCUUUACCAAAAUAUGAAGACAUACUGCGGCGGACCCUGAGCGUGCGUUCCAUUUCAUCAACCUCUUCGAGCGUCGCAGAGCGUAUGCAUCGAACGAAAUUUCUUCAAAAUACUGCAUUUGUUGUGAUCGGGCGAGGAACAUGUGGCACGAUUUUUCAAAUUCCUGGAACGGAGUCUGCGUACAAAAAAGGCAGCGACAAGGACUCACUGUGGAAUGACGCAAAUCUCACCAACACUGCCUGCCGUGCAGUGAUAGAGACCAAGACUUGCCUUCAGGAAAUAUUUCCAAAUGUCUCGAUCCCGCGUGUGCCUAUAGUGACUGCAUGGAUCAGUGAAAAUGACUUGGAUAACUGGUGGGGAGAAAAUUUGUCACGCUUCCCCGAGGAUACUCAAGUCGGAUAUCUUUUUCAAGUCCAACGAAUCUUGCCGCUUCCUGAGUCCUCCCGUCAAGCUCUCAUUCGGCUCUAUUUUCCGAAGAGAAUGCACCGUUUUGCAUGCGAAGACCCGGAUAACAAGCCAUGUCUUGUACGACCAUACCUUGGACAGCGAAGAGGGGAGUGGGAAUUUUCUCGACCAGCACUCAGCCUUCAGAACUUUCCUCUUUAUCUCGAUCAGAUAGAGGAACUCCAACUAGAAGCUAUCCAAUUUUCUGAGGAGAUGGCUAUUGGACUGGCCAUCGUUCACUGGAAGGCCUGCUUGGACGGUAUGGACAUGGAAUUCGUACUCGGUAGUGCGGCGACAAAUGGGGAGCUUCCGACCGUUGUGGAGAACUUUAGGGCAGUGAAGCCCUUUGAUGUCCCUGCUGGCGAUUUUAAGAGACGGCAGGUGCAUCUAUGGAUGCUCGAUUUCGAUAAGGCUGACCGGCUUAAUCUAAAGGAGAGCUGGAAGUCUUGCUGCGAUAGGAUGGUAACUGCUGUGACAGCGAAUGAUCCCUAUUUCCCCAACCCAGCAGCCACGGGAACUCUCGAACACAACUUGUGGGAUAUAUUCGAGCGCGCAUAUCUUCUUGCUGCAUCUAAUAUUCUACCUACACAGAAGGGGUUGCCAAAGAAUGCAAUUCAAUACCCGGGUCUAUUUUUGAAAGCAUGGAAGGAGAGAGCUACAGAACUGGCAAAGGACACAAAGGGCGAUUUUGUGCAGUUCGGGUAA